CAACCCUCCCAUUUAUCUCCCUCUCUUUCUCUCCUCAUGUUUCUCUCCUCUCUCCUCUUCAUGUUCCAACACAGGCAUCUUCAAGAGCACCUGCUACAUCGAUGUGCGCUGGUUUCCCUUUGAUCUCCAGAGGUGUGACCUGAAAUUUGGCUCUUGGACCUAUGGGGGCUGGUCUCUGGACCUACAGAUGAUUGAGGCAGAUAUCACAGGUUACAUCCCCAAUGGAGAGUGGGACCUAGUGGAGGUGCCGGGGCGCAGAAACGAGCGCUUCUACGACUGUUGUAAGGAGCCUUACCCUGACGUAACCUUUACUGUGGUGAUGCGUAGACGUACCCUCUACUAUGGCCUCAACCUCCUCAUCCCAUGUGUUCUCAUCUCCACCUUGGCCCUGCUUGUCUUCCUGCUGCCUGCAGACUCUGGGGAGAAGAUAUCACUGGGGAUAACAGUGCUGCUCUCACUGACCGUCUUCAUGUUGCUGGUUGCAGAGAUCAUGCCUGCAACCUCUGACUCAGUACCUCUAAUCGCUCAGUACUUUGCCACCACCAUGGUCAUUGUGGGUCUCMCUGUGAUCGCUACGGUUCUGGUCUUACAAUAUCACCAUCACGAUCCUGAUGGAAGCAAGAUGCCUAAGUGGACUCGGGUGAUUCUGCUCAACUGGUGCGCCUGGUUCCUGCGUAUGAAGCGGCCCGGUGAGGACCGUGUACGCCCGGCCUGCCACAACAAGCAUCCCCGUGGGAGCCUCACCAGCCUGGACCUGAACGCCAGCGCCUCAGCCCCCCACUCCACCAACGGCAACAUGCUCUACAUCGGCCUGGAGAGCAUGCACUACGCUACAGCUGCCACCUCCCCCGACUCCGGGGUGCUGUGCGGCCGUCUGGUGUGUGGUGGGAGGGAGGACGAGGUGCUCUUGCCCACGCGGCCCACCUCUUCGGCGGGGAGCCUGGAGCCCGAUCUGGCCAAGAUCCUGGAUGAGGUGCGCUACAUCGCCAAGCGUUUCCGCGACCAAGAUGAGGAUGAGUUGGUGUGCAACGAGUGGAAGUUUGCGGCGUCAGUGAUCGACCGGCUCUGUCUCAUGGCCUUCUCUCUCUUCACCAUCCUCUGCACCAUCGGUAUCCUCAUGUCGGCACCUAACUUUGUGGAAGCCAUUUCCAAAGACUUCUUUACCUGAGAGCUUGAAACGUUCACAUGCAAUACACUACAUUGUUUUUGAAAUCUUAUGGUUGCAUAAUCACAUUACAAGACACAGAGAUUACUUAUAUCAAAUGAUUGAAUAUUUGUCUGUGAUAUAGAGAGAGAAUACAUUAUGUCUGCAUAAAUAUUCCAUUUACAAGAUGUACAGUUUUUUCACAUUCAACCAUUUCCRUGCAGGAUGCUGCAYGAUGUCAUCUGGUGGAAAGUCGUGUUGUAUGUAACUGGCWUAAAGGAAUCUAGGCCUUAGAUGUUACAGCCAACCAACACAGAAGAGUUAAUAGCCAUGCCUUGUAAUAGCUUUAUAAAUACCAAGGUUACUUCAAUUGAAUCCAAUGUGUUUUUGUCCACUUGAGUAAUUGCUUAUUGGCUACCCUUUAUAACGUUUCAAACGUUUUCUCUUAUUUCCGUAAAAGAGAAAUUGAUGGACAGCUUUGGGUUCAAGGUUUCUGUCAAAGUUAUUGUUGGUUUUGUGUUUGUAGAUCGUGUGGUGAUAUGUAGUGUGUAGUUUCUGUGAUUUGCAAUAUCCAUCACAAAAAACCUUUUUGAGUUUCGGCAACUUCAUUGCAUCAUCAUCAUCAUCAUUAUGUCUACAAGAACAAAACACAAUACUCCAUCAGCAUUAUGUUUGCACCUGUACAUUUAAAAAAAAAAAACUAAAAUUGAUUUAUUUGCCUUUUGUUUAUUUACUGAUCAUUUCAAUACGCCGUAGUGCUUGGCUUAGAAAGCAUCCCUAGAAGAUUUGUAACAGGUGCAGCAUGUCCUCCACCAGCCUGGUCUCAUAGACUAGACGUAACUAGUAAAUAUAAAUCCGGGACUCUCAAAUUAGUAUAUGUUAUGUUUGGUAUGGUUACAUAAGACAGUGUCUUGGAUUUACGUAAAUAAUAAUAUGAAAUGCUCUAAGACCAGGUGGCCUCCAUUCAUGACAUUCUCACUAAAGUGUUUGUUACCACUUGUUUUUUUAAACAGUUUUACUGUAGAUGCUGUUCAUGGAAUUUGGAGGACUGAUGAUGUCAUACUCCCUCUCUAAAACACAUGAAUGGAAUUGAACCCGUUUUGAUUGAAGCGCCAUCUUUUAUUCUAUUAUCAAGUAGCUGUGCCACAUACAGUAUAUGUUUUGUGGACUCUCACUAAUAAAUGCAUUUUUCUAGAUGUGAA
Messenger RNA from Salvelinus sp. IW2-2015, 2346 nucleotides. Its product is annotated as CHRNA7-FAM7A fusion protein. Gene Ontology annotation, molecular function: acetylcholine receptor activity; transmitter-gated monoatomic ion channel activity involved in regulation of postsynaptic membrane potential; excitatory extracellular ligand-gated monoatomic ion channel activity. Gene Ontology annotation, cellular component: neuron projection; acetylcholine-gated channel complex; synapse. Gene Ontology annotation, biological process: regulation of membrane potential; nervous system process; signal transduction. The record is from RefSeq and is a predicted model, not a curated record. Lineage: Eukaryota; Metazoa; Chordata; Actinopteri; Salmoniformes; Salmonidae.